Molecule: messenger RNA, 3002 nt
Organism: Astyanax mexicanus (Mexican tetra)
Lineage: Eukaryota; Metazoa; Chordata; Actinopteri; Characiformes; Acestrorhamphidae
Gene: hif1an
Product: hypoxia inducible factor 1 subunit alpha inhibitor
Exons: 8
Coding region: 264-1331 (355 amino acids)
Biological process (GO): peptidyl-aspartic acid hydroxylation; negative regulation of Notch signaling pathway
Cellular component (GO): cytoplasm; nucleus
Molecular function (GO): peptidyl-histidine dioxygenase activity; ankyrin repeat binding; [protein]-asparagine 3-dioxygenase activity
Source: RefSeq, a predicted model, not a curated record
GCAUUUCUGGCUUCACGCCGUUUGUUCCAGAAACCGAUCCACACAGCGCCGCCCGCCGCUACUCCUAAACAAACCAGCCCCACUCACUCAGCCCCGCCGCGAUGCUCACUCACCUGUUAGCCAGUUAGCCUGAGCUAAACUGUCAACAGAGCUCAGCUCUGAACCGUUUCGCUUUAGCCCGCGCAGCUAGUUUAACUCACACCAGGAGAACUCAGCGUUCAGUCUGCGGGGACAAUCAGCAGCCGAACAAAGAAACGGAGGAAAUGGCAACAGCGACAGUGGUAGAAGCCGACCCCACGACCGCCGAUGAUGGUGCUAGCGCUUAUUCAGGUGUUCACACUUCAGCCUGGACUGACUCUCAGCUUCGGCAGUACCCUUUCCAAACGCGACAGAUCCCGCGGCUAUCGCACACGGACCCUCGGGCAGAGCUGCUAAUCGAUAACGAGGAACCUGUUGUAUUAACAGACACCAACUUGGUGUAUCCAGCACUCAAGUGGGACAUAAAUUACUUGCAAGAGAACAUCGGCAAUGGGGACUUCUCUGUGUACAUUGCUGAAAACCAUAAAUUCUUAUAUUACGAUGAGAAGAAAAUGUCAAACUUUGAGAACUUUGUGCCAAAAUCACGCCGGAUAGAGAUGAAGUUUUCCGAAUUUGUAGAAAAGAUGCAUCAAACACAGGAGCUGGAUGGAAAAGAGAGAGUAUACUUGCAGCAAACCCUAAACGACACAGUUGGGCGGAAAAUUGUUGUGGAUUUCUUGGGAUUCAACUGGAACUGGAUCAACAAACAGCAAACCAAAAGAAACUGGGGACAGCUAACAUCUAAUCUGCUGCUCAUAGGCAUGGAAGGAAAUGUGACACCAGCACACUAUGAUGAGCAGCAGAAUUUUUUUGCACAAAUAAAAGGUCACAAGAGGUGUAUUCUUUUUCCUCCGGACCAGUUUGAGUGUCUCUACCCCUACCCUGUUCAUCAUCCAUGUGACAGACAGAGCCAGGUUGAUUUUGAAAACCCUGAUUAUGAAAGGUUUCCAAAAUUUAAAGAUGUUGUUGGGUAUGAGGCUGUUGUUGGACCAGGUGAUGUGUUACACAUCCCAAUGUACUGGUGGCAUCACAUUGAGUCCCUAUUAGAUGGAGGGGUUACAAUCACUGUCAACUUCUGGUACAAGGGAGCUCCUACUCCAAAGAGGAUAGAGUACCCACUGAAAGCCCAUCAGAAGGUGGCCAUUAUGAGGAACAUUGAAAAGAUGUUGGGAGAGGCCCUGGGGGACCCACAUGAGGUCGGCCCAUUACUGAACAUGAUGAUCAAGGGGCGUUACGAGCAAGGUCCAAGCUAAUCGACUUCGCACUUGGUUUUGUGUGCGUUUGGACGGAUGCUGUUUGUGAGAGUGUAGGGAUGUGCGAGUGUUUGCUUGUCUACAUUUAGACUGUUAAAUUGACAAUGUCUGGCAGUGUUUUGGCUGCCUGUAUUUAAGUCUGCUUUGAUUGUCUCAAGUUAUUGUCUUGUUAGUCCUAUAUCUAUUCAAGGAAGGUACCACUAUACAGAACUUGGUGCAUCAUUUGAGUCAUAAGCAUAUAGUUGGUGCAUAUUGAUGAGUGACAUGCUGCAGCAAGGAGGGGGAAGAACCAUUCAAAGCACAGAUACAUCUACCGUACCACCUCUUUUCAUUGUUGAUUGCAUGGUGCCAAAACAAUAUAUUGAAUUCCUACAGUUUGUAGACCUUGUUCAUAAGCAAAGGUUAUCCACAAAACAUGACGGUUAUUUAGCAGGUUUCAAGUAAGCUUAACUAGAAUCACUCACACUUACAAUUUUAAAGUAUAAAAGUAAUUUGUGCAACCAAAAAAAAAAACAACAAAAAACCCUCUUUUGAAUGAUUUAAAAUCUAAGUUGUAUCUAGUUGUAUUAUCCCUGUUAUGGCCUAAAAUGUUUUGUCACUAGGUUUGAGGUUAACAGGAGCAGUCAACAGGAAGUAUUGUUUUAAAAUGCUGAAGGAACACGUGGCCCUGUCAUAGAUGGAUAACUAAAUGAAGUCUGAUGAUUGCUAAGUAUUUCUACAUUGUUUUUUUUUUUUUUUUCUGUUCAUUCAGGCAUAUGUUUUAUUCACCUCUUGUUCGACUUGUAUAUUUGUUUGAAUGUAACAUAUUUUGUUUUACAUGUGGUACAUUUUCAGGACUGUAAUUGCAAGUGAGGGCAAGUAUGUAAUUUAAUGUACUGUAUUUACAAGGCAUUUUCAGUAAAUUGCUGUCUAAAAUCAAUAAAAGCAAUGUUAUGGAUAUAACUCAAGUAUUAUCAUUAUUAAAACCCGUCAGGCUUUUGAUAAUGGUAAUGAUCUGAAAACAAGUAUUAUUACUGUUUUCUGUUAUAGUAUUUAUAAAUAAUUCUAUAAUCCAAAAUCAAGCAAAAAGAAUGCGGAGUCUCUGAUGUGCUUAAUGCCACAGAUUUGAUUAACCUUGAUCUUAUUUAUCUAUUAGUUUAUCUGUAUAAUGUAGGUAACAUCAUUCAUGAUUUCAGUUUAAGAUGUCAGUAUUUGUUAUCUUGGCCAUGGUACUCUGUUUAAAGAAAAAAUAAAAUACAAUGCAUUAAGCAUUUUUGUAUAGUCCAUAAAUGAUCACAAUGAAUCAGCCCACGUUUAUACUUUUGAUUAUAUAACGUGGGCUAUUAUGCAUUGAACAUGGUAGAAUGUAGUGUUGGUUAGUGUAUGUUACUUCCUGCAUAUGUGCCAAAUUCAUUUUCCUAACAUGGAGUCGAAUAUGCUUGAACAUCUGAUUAAUGGAUUUAGUUAAAAAACAAAUCGUUUUUAGAAAUCUUUUUAAAAGCCUAAAGACAACAUUGUCUUUUAUAAUGGAGGUUGAAGGAGAGAAAGUUGUUACAGCACUUAACCUAACUAAGAAUUUGAGCACUUAAAUGAUUUAAAAAAUAUCCCAAUAGUAAUCGUAGCGAUGUAGAAAACACUUGCAACUCCUUCUGAUUUAGCUCUGAAGGGUGAAAAUAAAAGACUGCAAUUACA